Messenger RNA from Papaver somniferum (opium poppy), 4113 nucleotides. RefSeq lists its product as uncharacterized. The record is from RefSeq and is a predicted model, not a curated record. NCBI's taxonomy places the organism in Eukaryota, Viridiplantae, Streptophyta, Magnoliopsida, Ranunculales, Papaveraceae. The transcript is spliced from 3 exons. Gene Ontology annotation, molecular function: nucleic acid binding. Bases 1 to 4113 code for a protein of 1370 amino acids.
AUGGGUGGUCAUGAUUAUACAGAAAAUCUCAAGGGGGUUCAUGAUGGAUUGACAGACUUGACCAAGAAUGUCAAUACGCUUAUUCAGGCUAUGAACACCAAUAAGUCUGAAGAAACAGAGAGACGAAAACAGAAAGUUAUUGAGCAACGUCAGCAACGUGAAGAAGAAAGAACACAACGUCAGCUAGAGUUAACGGAGAAUAAUACAGCUUUGACAGCCAGUAUUACUACAGCGUUCACAAAUUUGUCCACAACCAUUGCCGCUUCUGUUGCCACGGCCAUUGUUGAUCAACUUCGCCCCUUGCUUCCUCCAGUUGCAGGCAAUCAUGGUGGUCCUCGUCAUAAUCCACCUCCACCCCCACCUCCGCGACAAAAUAACAUCAACCUCAAGUUUCCUCAAUUCGAUGGAGAUGAUCCUGACGGUUGGCUUUUCAAUGCAGAUCAAUAUUUCGCAGUUCACACAGCAGAUGAUGCUCUUAAAAUUACUAUUGCCUCUGCAAAUUUGAAAGGUGAUGCUAAUGUUUGGUUUAGAUGGAAGCAGUCUAAAGCUGCCAUUGUUACUUGGACUGAGUUUGGUGCUCAUCUUCGAGCUCGUUUUGCACCAGAGAAAUUUGUGGAUCCUAGACUAGCUAUUAGCAACAUCGAACAAAAAGGCACAGUGCGUGAGCAUAUUCCUGUGUUUGAGCAUUUAAUGAAUUUAGUGGACUUCACGGAAGAACACUUGAUUCAAUGCUUCAUCCGCUCUCUUAAACCUCAAAUAGGUUCGGCGCUUAGAUUAUUAGAUAUCCGAUCUUUGGAUGAUGCUUUUAAAAAAGCCAUCCAUCAAGAGGAAGCCCUUGCAGCAAAGUCUGUUCCCAGACAGCCCUAUCGUCCUCCUCCCUUCCGGCCUGCUGCAUCUGUUCAACCCACUCCUUAUAACAAGUCUUCUUCAACUCCUGUGUAUCGCCAUUUAUCACCAGCUGAACAACGUGAACGCAGAGAAAAGGGUCUCUGUUUUAAUUGUGAUGAGGUUUACAAGAAAGAUCAUGUUUGUCUGAAUCCCAGACUGACCAUUUUGGAUGUUGAGAACUAUAUUCGUGAAGGUUCUACCACUACAGAGGAUACUGCUCCUGUUUCCUUUGAAGUUUCUGAAGUAUAUGAAUUUGAUCCUACCAUCUCCUUAAGCUCGCUAUUUGGUUCUUCUUUUCCACGUACCAUGCGCGUUACAGGUCGUAUUAAAUCUCAACCCAUUACUAUUUUAAUUGAUUUAGGAUCUACUCAUAAUUUUUUGCAUCCAUCUGUGGCUAAACAAUGUGGAUUUGAAGUUUGUUCUCGAGAUUCUCCUCUAAGUGUUACUGUGGGUGAUGGUGGCAAGUUGAAUACUCGGGGUUCUUGUCCUUCUGUCCAUAUCCAACUCCCUAGUUUCAGGUUUAGUGCUGAUUUCCACUUGCUUGACAUUAGUGGUUGUGAUGUAGUUUUAGGGGUACAAUGGUUACGUACUUUAGGACCUAUUGAAUGGGAUUUUGCAAGAUUAUCAAUGCAAUUUACAGUUAAUGGUAAAACUGUUUCCUUACUUGGUAACAAUCAUUCGUCUGUAAUGAUUUUUGAGCAAAAAUCAAUGCAGCGUUUAUUACAACAUGCAAAUCAUGGGGUUUUUAUUGAACUAGCUGCAUUAACUAUUUCAUUGAAGGAAACAUCGGUUAUUGAUCCUCAAGUACAACAAUUAUUAGCUCAGUUUACUGAUAUUUUCAAGCAACCAACGACUCUUCCACCAGAACGUCUUCAUGAUCACAGAAUUCCAUUGGUUCCUGGUUCUCCACCUGUCAAUGUGAGGCCGUAUCGAUACCCUUACUUCCAGAAAUCAGAAAUUGAAAAGAUUGUUGCUGAAUUACAAUUCUCUGGUUUUAUACGUCCAAGUUCGAGCCCCUAUUCUUCCCCAGUGCUGAUGGUACGUAAGAAAGACGGGUCUUGGCGUAUGUGUGUUGAUUACCGUGCUUUGAAUAAGCUGACAAUCAAGGAUAGAUUUCCAAUCCCUGUUGUUGAUGACCUGUUAGACGAAUUGCAUGGUGCGACUGUGUUUACUAAACUGGAUUUGCGCUCGGGUUAUCAUCAAAUUCGAUUGCAUAAAGCUGAUAUUCCUAAGACAGCUUUUCGAACUCAUGAUGGUCACUAUGAGUUCUUAGUUAUGCCAUUCGGUCUUUCCAAUGCUCCAUCCACUUUUCAGAGUUUAAUGAAUGAUUCUUUCAGGGAAUAUUUACGAAAGUUCGUGCUGGUCUUCUUUGAUGACAUUCUGAUUUAUAGCAAGAAUAUGUCUGAUCAUUUGAUUCACUUGUCUCAGGUGUUUGAAGUACUUCGUUCUAAUCAGUUAUUUGUGAAGGAAUCCAAGUGCACCUUUGCUCAGUCCUCCGUGGGUUAUUUGGGACAUGUUAUUUCAGCUGAGGGAGUUUCAGUUGAACAGGAGAAGAUUGAAUGUAUUAUGUCAUGGCCUACACCAACUACCAUCAGAGAGUUACGCGGUUUUUUGGGCUUGGCAGGUUAUUAUCGAAAGUUUGUUAAGGAUUUUGGUAAGAUCAGUGCGCCAUUAACUCAACUACUUAAGAAAAAUGCUUUUCAAUGGUCGGAAAAAGCUAUUGCUGCCUUCAAACUUUUACAAACUGCUCUUACUACAACACCAGUUUUGAUCCUUCCUGAUUUUUCUAAAGAAUUUGCAAUAGAAUGCGAUGCUUCUGGAUUUGGAUUGGGUGUUGUUUUGUUACAAUCUGGUAGGCCUAUUGCUUUUCACAGCAAGCCUUUAGCUGAGAAGAACAAGAAUUUAACAAAAAUAUCUUCCUUAGAACAACAGAAAUGGCUAUCUAAACUUUUGGGUUACGAUUAUGAGAUAAUCUUUAGACCAGGAAAAGACAAUGCUGCAGCUGGUGCUCUAUCUCGCCAAUCCAGCUUCCACUACAGUCUUACUGCACCAGUUUUCAGUGGUGUCACAGAAAUAAUGCACGAAUGUCAUAAUGACACUGAAUAUGGAGAGCUUAUUCAACGGUUAGUUGCAGAUCCAACUUAUAAGCGUAAUUAUUCUUACGUAGAUGGUAUAUUACGUUACAAAUGCAGAAUUGUGGUAGUUUCCACUUCUUCGUGGUGUUCAAAAAUUCUGCAGGAAUUUCAUUCAACUCCAAUUGGUGGCCAUUCCGGGUUUUUGCGUACGUAUAAGAGAAUACAGCAUAAUUUUUACUGGAAAGGACUUAAGCAAUCUGUGAAGAAUUUUAUCCUUCAUUGUGAAGUGUGUCAGAGAAACAAAUCUGAGGCUGUUUCUCCUCCAGGUUUUCUUAAUCCAUUACCAAUACCAACUGACAAUACACAGUUAUGUCGCAGUUCAGCUUAUCAUCCUCAGUCGGAUGGACAAACAGAGGUGACAAAUAGAACUUUAGAGUGUUAUUUGAGGUGUUUUGCGGGAAUGAAGCCAACUGAUUGGAGCAAAUGGUUACCUUGGGCUGAGUGGUGGUAUAAUACAAGCUUUCAUUCAGCCAUUCGAAUGUCUCCUUAUCAGGCAUUGUACAGUCGUCCUCCACCUGCAGUUACAGCUUAUUUACCAGGUUCAACUUCAGUGCAUGAUGUUGAAUUAAAUCUUAAGGCUCGUGAUCAUACACUCAAGCUUUUGAAGUCUCAUUUGCAUGAUGCACAGUCCAGAAUGAAAAAAUAUGCUGAUUCGCACCGUACUGAGCGUUCAUUUUCAGUAGAUGAUUGGGUUUAUUUAAGAUUACAAUCUUAUCGUCAAACAACAGUGUCUCAGCAAUCUUUUUCAAAGCUGUCUCCUAAGUUCUAUGGACCAUUCCGCAUUUUGGAGAAAAUUGGGUCAGUUGCGUACAAACUAGAGCUUCCUGCCUCUAGCCGCAUUCAUCCAGUUGUUCACGUAUCUCAGCUUAAACUAAAGGUGGGAUCAACUACAUCUGUGGAACAAGUAUUACCCGACAUUAUUGAUUAUGAAAAGUGGGAACCUGAUUCGAUUUUGGAUCGUCGCAUGUAUAAGAAAGGCAAUGGUGCAGGCACCAGAUGGUUAAUCAAGUGGAAGAAUCAUGCGCCAGAGGAUGCAACUUGGGAAGAUGCUGAUGAUUUCAUCGCUAAGUUUCCAGAAUUUGAGGCUUGA